This is a messenger RNA of Aspergillus nidulans FGSC A4, 1050 nucleotides long. Its product is annotated as FAD-dependent oxidoreductase. Lineage: Eukaryota; Fungi; Ascomycota; Eurotiomycetes; Eurotiales; Aspergillaceae. The record is from RefSeq and is a predicted model, not a curated record. The coding region runs from base 1 to 1050 and encodes 349 amino acids. Gene Ontology annotation, molecular function: oxidoreductase activity. The transcript has 3 exons.
AUGAGUUCUCCAUCAAGGAAGCUUUCAGUGCCUCAUACUGUACGCACAGCUGCGGAGCCUCGACAGAACAGAUUGUAUCCUGUCCGGCUGUCGCACAUUGAACAGGCCAAUCCUACAGUCCGACUCUUGCAGCUCGCUCUACCUCCCAGUAUACAAGACCCGAAUUCGCAAGAUCAACUCGAAAAUUCUGAUGAUGCUACGUUACCAGAACCAUUUACGUUCUUCCCAGGGCAAUGGCUCGAUGUUCAUAUACCUUCCGUCCCAAAUGCCGGGGGCUUUAGUAUCACGUCCACGCCUGCAGAUGCCCAGGUGCUCCCGUCACUUGAGCCCUCGCCUGAGCUUGUCCCGGCAGACGAAGAGCUGCCUCCUCCCAUUGAUCCGCGGGGCCGUGAGCCAUAUGUAGAGCUGGCCGUUCAGAGUGCUCCGUCUAAUCCCGCUAGUGCAUGGCUCUGGCGGCCCAAGGAAGAGAUUUUGGGUAAGGAGCUGAGCAUCCGAGUUGGCGGCAGCUUUAUAUGGCCGCCCGCUGGCGUCAAGCUCGAAGAACUUCAAAAUGUUGUCUUCGUUGCUGGUGGGCUAGGUAUCAAUCCUCUCAUCUCCAUGCUCUCUCAUCUGAACAACAAUGAUGAAAGCACUGGUGUCUACCAUCCCUCUCUGAACAUCCACAUUCUCUACUCUUCCAAGCUCCCAGAAUCGACAACACCAGAAACAGCCCUCGACCAGAUAUUGUUCCUCCGGCGUCUGCGGGAGAUCGUCCGCUCUCAGUCUCAGUUCCAGCGCUUGCGUAUUGCCCUUGAUCUUUUUCUUAGUAACCUCCAAGACCAGUCAUCUCCAUUCCUGCGCCAAUCUCCAGAAGAUCUAGCCAUUCAUACUCGCCGCAUCAACCGAGAUGAUCUCGCCAGAACUGUCACCGGAACAGACAGUAAAUAUUCUCCUGAUAACACAGUAUGCUAUGUCUGCGGACCACCUCAGAUGACGGACGAGGUUGUCGGCAUCGUCACUGAACUUUUAAACGGGCGAAAGGAUCGAGUCUUCUUCGAGAAAUGGUGGUAG